AUCCCAUACCUCCUCGCCUUCGCCACGUUGUUGAUAACUGAUCAACUAUAAUCGCUCUGCUUCCCCGCUUCCUUCCGUGCUACUCCACCACCACAUCGAUCUUAUAACGAACUUACGACUUCGCUAGCUACCUUUAACGUCUUUACGAACCCAAAACAGAACAAAUACAAUCAAAAUGUCUGGACAAACCGAGACCUUUGGCUUCCAGGCCGAGAUCAGCCAGUUGAUGGACUUGAUCAUCAACACCUUCUACUCGAACAAGGAGAUCUUCUUGCGAGAGUUGAUUUCCAACUCGUCUGAUGCCCUCGACAAGGUCCGAUACCAGUCGCUCACCGACGUCUCGGUGCUCGACAGCGAGAAGGAGCUCUACAUCCGAAUCACCCCCGACAAGGAGAACAAGUGCUUGACCAUCCGAGACACUGGUAUCGGUAUGACCAAGGCCGACUUGGUCAACAACUUGGGAACAAUCGCCAAGUCCGGAACCAAGGCCUUCAUGGAGGCCUUGAGCAGCGGUGCCGAUAUCAGCAUGAUCGGUCAAUUCGGUGUCGGUUUCUACUCGUCUUACCUCGUCGCCGAGAAGGUCCAGGUCAGGACCAAGCACAACGACGACGAACAGUACAUCUGGGAGUCGGCUGCCGGUGGUACUUUCACUAUCACCGCCGACACCGAGGGUGAGCCUUUGGGCCGAGGUACCGAGAUGAAGUUGUUCUUGAAGGAGGACCAGCUCGACUACAUCGAGGAGAAGAAGAUCAAGGAGAUUGUCAAGAAGCACUCCGAGUUCAUCUCCUACCCAAUCCAGCUCGUUGUGACCAAGGAGGUCGAGAAGGAGGUCGAUGACGAGUCCGAGGAGGUCAAGGACGACGCCGACAAGUCUGCCAAGAUCGAGGAGGUCGACGACGAGGAGAAGCCCAAGAAGACCAAGAAGGUCAAGGAGACCCAGGUCGAGAACGAGGAGCUCAACAGGACCAAGCCCCUCUGGACCCGAAACCCCCAGGAUGUCACCUCGGAGGAGUACGGUGCCUUCUACAAGAGCUUGAGCAACGACUGGGAGGACCACCUCGCCGUCAAGCACUUCUCCGUCGAGGGUCAGCUCGAGUUCAAGGCUAUCUUGUACAUCCCCAAGAGGGCUCCCUUCGACUUGUUCGAGACCAAGAAGAAGAGGAACAACAUCAAGCUCUACGUUCGACGAGUCUUCAUCAUGGACGACUGCGAGGACCUCAUCCCCGAGUACCUCAACUUCGUCAAGGGUAUCGUCGACUCUGAGGACCUUCCUCUUAACAUUUCGCGAGAGACCCUUCAGCAGAACAAGAUCUUGAAGGUCAUCCGAAAGAACAUCGUCAAGAAGACCCUCGACAUGAUCUCCGAGAUCGCCGAGGACAAGGACAACUUCACCAAGUUCUACGAGGCCUUUGGCAAGAACCUCAAGCUCGGAAUCCACGAGGACGCCACUCACCGAGCCAAGCUCGCCGAGUUCUUGCGAUUCAACUCUACCAAGUCUUUGGAGGAGAUGACUUCGCUCAACGACUACAUCACCCGUAUGCCCGAGCACCAGAAGGCCAUCUACUACUUGACCGGAGAGAGCUUGAACGCCGUCAAGAACUCGCCCUUCCUCGAGGUCUUGAAGAAGAAGGGUCUUGAGGUCCUUCUCUUGUGCGACCCCAUCGAUGAGUACGCCGUCCAGCAGCUCAAGACUUUCGGUGACAAGCAGUUGCCCUUGGUCUGUGUCUCCAAGGAGGGACUCGAGUUGCCCGAGACCGACGAGGAGAAGGCCGAGAGGGAGCAGACCACCAAGGACUACGAGGGUCUCUGCACCAACAUGAAGGAGGUCCUCGGCGAGAAGGUCGAGAAGGUUGUUCUGUCCAACCGUGUCGUCGACUCGCCCUGUGUCCUCGUCACCGGUCAGUUCGGCUGGAGCAGCAACAUGGAGCGAAUCAUGAAGGCUCAGGCCCUCCGUGACUCGAGCAUGCAAAACUACAUGAGCUCUCGACGAACCUUGGAGAUCAACGCCAAGCACCCCAUCAUCAAGGAGUUGGCCAACCGAUACAAGGAGGACGCUUCGGACAAGACUGUCAAGAACUUGAUCGUCCUCUUGUACGAGACCACCCUGUUGACCUCUGGAUUCACCUUGGAGGAGCCCGCCUCGUUCGCCGAGCGAAUCAACUCGAUGAUCAGCUUGGGUCUCUCGAUCGACGCCGACGUCCCCGCUGCCGAGGAGUCUGCUCCCGCCGAGGACGUUGCCGAGGUUGACGACUCUACCAAGAGGAUGGAGGAGCUCGACUAGAGAGUGGAGUGAGGAAGGAUAUGUGCCUCGUCUGUUAGGUCUUACGGACGAUUAGAGAGCUUCUUUUCCACAUGUUUGUCUCUAUCGUCGAUUUUUGCAUAUGCUGUUUUGGUUUGGCUCUUGUAGAAGAAGAUAAUGAAUACGUUCUGAAACCGCGAUGCGUCAAAAUGCCCUGUUCCAAUUCGAGUGAUUGUCGAGGAUCGUCGGAUGUCCCUUUGAACGUGGUCGAUCUCGCUCGGCUGU
Filobasidium floriforme is the source of this 2524-nucleotide messenger RNA. Its product is annotated as heat-shock protein 90. The record is from RefSeq and is a predicted model, not a curated record. Gene Ontology annotation, cellular component: cytosol; perinuclear region of cytoplasm; protein-containing complex. Bases 176 to 2281 code for a protein of 701 amino acids. Gene Ontology annotation, biological process: protein stabilization; cellular response to heat; protein folding. Lineage: Eukaryota; Fungi; Basidiomycota; Tremellomycetes; Filobasidiales; Filobasidiaceae. Gene Ontology annotation, molecular function: ATP-dependent protein folding chaperone; ATP binding; ATP hydrolysis activity. The transcript is spliced from 7 exons.